UGGACUCCAGGCUCUGGGGGAGGAGGAAGAGGCGGGGCCGAGCUCUGAGACAGGGCUCUCAGCCUAUCCAGGCUCUGUAAUUAAUUAACCCAAACGGAUCAAAUUAAGGGUGAAAGUUCACCGAGGAGGAGGGCGCGGUGGCCAGGCUCGGUCGCGGAGCCCCGGGGCCCACAGGCGCGGGCGCGCGUGGUGGCCGAGCCCCUCGGGAGCUGGGGGAGGAGGGGGCGGGGCGGGGGUCCGGAGCAGUCACGCGCCCCCUCCCGCCCCAGGUCUCCCGCUCAGGAUGGGGGUCCCCCGGCCUCAGCCCUGGGGGCUCGGGUUCCUGCUCUUCCUCCUGCCGACACUGCGCGCAGAGAGCCAUCUCUCCCUCCUGUACCACCUCACCGCUGUGUCCUCUCCUGCCCCCGGGACUCCUGCCUUCUGGGUAUCAGGCUGGCUGGGACCCCAGCAAUACCUGAGCUACAAUAACCUGCGGGCCCAGGCCGAGCCGUGUGGGGCUUGGGUCUGGGAAAACCAGGUGUCCUGGUAUUGGGAGAAGGAGACAACAGACCUGAGAAACAAGCAGGAACUCUUUCUUGAAGCUCUCAAAGCCUUGGGAGAAGGAGGUCCCUACACCCUGCAGGGCCUGCUGGGCUGUGAGUUGGGCCCUGACAAUGCCUCGGUGCCCGUGGCCAAGUUUGCUCUGAAUGGCGAGGAUUUCAUGGAUUUUGACCCCAAGCUGGGCACCUGGAGUGGGGAAUGGCCCGAGACUGAGACCAUCAGUAAGAGGUGGAUGCAGGAGGCGGGUGCGGUCAGCAAGGAGAGGACCUUCCUGCUCAACUCCUGCCCCCAGCGGCUGCUGGGGCAUCUGGAGAGAGGCCGCGGAAACCUGGAGUGGAAGGAGCCACCCUCCAUGCGCCUGAAGGCCCGCCCCGGCAGCCCCGGCUUUUCUGUGCUCACCUGCAGCGCCUUCUCCUUCUACCCCCCGGAGCUCCAACUGCGGUUCCUCCGCAACGGGCUGGCAGCCGGCUCCGGCGAGGGUGACUUCGGCCCCAACGGCGACGGCUCCUUCCACGCCUGGUCUUCACUGACAGUCAAAAGCGGCGACGAGCACCACUACCGCUGCCUGGUGCAGCACGCGGGGCUGCCGCAGCCCCUCACUGUGGAGCUGGAAUCACCAGCCAAAUCCUCGAUGCCAGUGGUUGGAAUCGUCAUUGGCCUCUUACUGCUCACGGCGGCGGCUGCAGGCGGAGCUCUGCUAUGGAGGAGGAUGAGAAACGGGCUGCCAGCCCCUUGGAUCUCUCUCCGUGGGGACGAUGUAGGGGCCCUCCUGCCCACUCCUGGCCUGCCCAAGGAUGCUGACUCUUAGGAUAUAAAUGCAUUCUCAGCAGCUGCCUGAUCACCCCCCCCCCCCCCAUCCUGGCUACUACCAGCUAAUGUAGUCAGGCCCCUUUUAUGCUGUGAGACCUCCUGGAAUCCUGGUAUUUCUGAGCCUCCAGAAAGAGUCCUGGGCCCGAUGACCUUCUGGAUUUCUCCUCCUGUGGUCUGCCUCAGUUUCCCCUCCUGAUGAUUAUGACUCUUUUCCACCUCCACAUAUAAACGCGAGUUUGGGCCCAAA
Neofelis nebulosa (Clouded leopard) is the source of this 1597-nucleotide messenger RNA. RefSeq names its product Fc gamma receptor and transporter (gene FCGRT). NCBI's taxonomy places the organism in Eukaryota, Metazoa, Chordata, Mammalia, Carnivora, Felidae. Gene Ontology annotation, biological process: immune response. Gene Ontology annotation, cellular component: external side of plasma membrane. Gene Ontology annotation, molecular function: beta-2-microglobulin binding. Bases 284 to 1348 code for a protein of 354 amino acids. The transcript has 6 exons. The record is from RefSeq and is a predicted model, not a curated record.